This is a messenger RNA of Drosophila serrata, 378 nucleotides long. RefSeq names its product transcription elongation factor 1 homolog. NCBI's taxonomy places the organism in Eukaryota, Metazoa, Arthropoda, Insecta, Diptera, Drosophilidae. Gene Ontology annotation, biological process: transcription elongation by RNA polymerase II. The record is from RefSeq and is a predicted model, not a curated record. Gene Ontology annotation, molecular function: RNA polymerase II complex binding. Gene Ontology annotation, cellular component: transcription elongation factor complex.
UCAAGAACCUAACAUAUUUUAUAUACCGGUGAAGUAGUGCGACUUAUAGGUCAAAGUAUGGGUAGGAGGAAAUCGAAGCGGAAGCCACCGCCAAAAAGGAAGAACAUUGAACCACUUGAUCAGCAAUUUAACUGCCCGUUUUGCAACCAUGAAAAAUCGUGUGAAGUAAAAAUGGAUAAGGGCAGGAACACCGCAAAAAUAACAUGCCGAGUGUGUUUGGAAGACUACCAAACAGGAAUAAACUUCCUUUCAGAACCAAUUGAUGUUUACAACGAUUGGGUUGAUGCCUGCGAAACUGCAAAUUAAAUAUAAGUAGCUUAUCUAUUAGUCUAUUUUGUCUAUUAAAAUAUAAUAUUCAAACUCCAAGAACAAAAUCAA